This is a messenger RNA of Suillus discolor, 1524 nucleotides long. RefSeq lists its product as uncharacterized. The record is from RefSeq and is a predicted model, not a curated record. Bases 1 to 1524 code for a protein of 507 amino acids. The transcript is spliced from 5 exons. NCBI's taxonomy places the organism in Eukaryota, Fungi, Basidiomycota, Agaricomycetes, Boletales, Suillaceae.
AUGUCACACAUUUUGCAGCCUGCAGUAGAUUCAUCCAGCAGUGAAUGGGAUGAUCAAGAUGCCGAUUCUGGUCGCAUUGUAUCUGUUCCUGGCCCCGGCGCGUCCAAAGGAGAACUUCUAGAGACUCUCAAAGUUUUGCAAAUUCAAAUGCAGAAGCUCCAGGACGAGAAUAGAAAUAUCAAAGAGGAAAAAAAAACUCUGCAUGCUAAGAAGCCUAAGCAAAAAUGGCGCACAGAUACUCACGAUGAAUUCAGCAUUCACGAGGACACCAUUUCUAUCUAUGCUCGCAAAUAUGGCAUGAUGGUCGAGAUGUUUCUCAGCAGCGACCUCCUUAACAAAUGCUUGCCGGAAUCUCUGAUUCCAUUUGACAGCAUUGACCAUUACAAGACUGGAUCUACUCAAGAGUCGACAUUCAUAGACGAGCUCUAUCACCACUUUCCCGAGUCAUUGCACAAGGUGAUGGAAAGUUCAUACUUUAGUGAUCUCGUAACAAAAUGCAUUGCAGACACUCAUGCCAAUGAGAUCAAAAAGCUUCGCGGGGUUGCUGGCGAUAUUUUUGAGCUUCCUUCAAAAUACGUUACCAAUACUAGCUACAACAGAGCCAACAUCAUCGAGAUCCAACGACUCCUUGGGGUCACAUCUUUGGCAAACCCAACGUACAAGACAUUCCCUCCAGUGUUGUUCCCAGGGUUGGUGGAGGAUAAAUCACUCAAGACUGUCUUUGGGAACUGGAAACUGCUGGCACAAGCCCUGAAAGCUUCAUUGCGGGGCAUCACAUCACUUCAUCAAACUUCUAGUGGCAGCAGCGCCCAUAUGAACUCAAUGAAGUGGAGUGUUCGGCAAGUCACACCAGGUUCCAUUGCAUGGGCCGCAGUCAUCGCAAUAUUUCUACUGUUGCCUGACACGGAAUUCUCAAGCACAGGCAUCGGAAAGAGGCCAGCUUUAAACUACAGGGAACUGUUUUUCACCUACAAGAAGGUUCUAGUAUCAAAAUGGAGUACAAGGCGCAUCACACUAAUUGUAACCAAUAUCAAUCACUACAUCUUCCAAGCCACAAAACUUUCCGCCCUGGAUUUGGCUGGACAGGAAGAUCAUACUGACAUGAUUGAUCGAGCACUCACAGCGCUUGAUAUGGAAAGUUCAACUGACGAAUCAGACAUGUCUGACCCAGAAACUGCCAGACAUGCAGCCAUUGCAGACCUGGAGCGUGUUUCAGGCUCAAUAUCACAACCAAACCUGUCCACAUUACAGCAGCACACUGCAAGAGCCACAUCUGGUCCUGUUGUCGAUGUCGGUGUAGCCGCUGCUGUCGGUCCUCCAAAUGUGGAUUCAGAGGCAGCACCUGCCAGUGGGCCUGAACCUGAUAUUGUGCAAGAGAGUGUCAGUUCAGCGGUAAUAGUAGACGAGGUACCUGAGGAUGCAGAACCUGCACCAAGUGGCAGAUGGAAGCAGGCAAAGACCAGAGGGAGGAAAGCUGCAGCUUCCGUCAGUGCGAAUCAUGCUAAUAUCCGGUCUCACAAAUAG